CCCCACCAGCCUGUUUGCCUCGCGCUGCGGUCCGCGAAGGCGCGUACGUCGUCAAAAUGGCGUUGAACCCGACCCUCCCCACUGAGGACAUUACCCUCUAUGAUUUUAUGUUCAAUCGUCCAUUUGGGAACAAUCCCUGGUUUCUGGAUGCCAUUACUGGUGAUGCUCGCACGGGCACCGAUCUCAAAGAACGUGUCAACGCUCUAGCAUUGGGUCUUCAAAAGCACUUGGGUCUUUCUUAUGCAUCGACACGUCGUAAUGAUCCCAAUUAUACCAUUGGACCCGUAGUCAGUCUUGUGUCUACCAAUGAUGUUGACUUUGGCACUGUUAUCUGGGCCAGUCACCUCCUCGGCGCCACCGUCGCGCCAAGCAAUGCGGUGCUACGUCUAUCUGGUGCACAAGUUAUCUUCGCUCACCCAACAACUCUUGAACGAUCUUUGACGGCGGCUCGCGCCGUGGGGAUCAAGGAUGAGUGUGUGAUCGUCUUAGCCCGAGGGAGGUGGGUGGACCUCUACAGUGAAGGAGUCCACGUUGCAAAGACGUACAGUGUUGAUGAUCAAGCAGAAGCCCUCUACACGAUUGAUGAACUAAUCGCUGGUCUUCCUAAGGCCGUGGUAGUGCCCCACCGUGCCGUCAUCGCCAACGUCCUUCAAGUUUCAGCUUCUGCCAUCCCGAGAGAACGCGCCGCUCCAGGGGAUAAAUCCCUCGGUGUCAUCCCGCUUUCACACAUGUACGGACUCCUAACACUCGUGCACCUGUGCCCGUACCUUGUUCUUGAACAUUGUGGGGCUCUCAAGAUCAACCACCUGUUCCUCGCUCCUCCUCUUAUCAAUGCCUUUAUCAGGCACCCGGCCGCUCAGGGCCGCGACUUUUCCUACUUCAAAUCGUGCUUGGUAGCUGCUGCACCCCUUGAUGCUGAGCGGGAGAUUGCUUUCAAGGCGCUCGCGGGUCCGGAGUUGGUCCUGGGACAGGUGUUUGGUAUGACUGAGACGGUACCCGGUCUUAUUACUGGGUUGCCCGUCGGCGAGAAGCCAGUGUCGGGUUCUGUCGGUCGUUUACUUCCCCUAACCGACGCCAAAAUCACGGACCCUGAAGGCAAUGUGGUCGGAAUUGGCAGGCGAGGAGAGCUGCGUAUCAAAGGGCCACAACUCUGCUUGGGGUAUUUGGACAACGAGAGAGCCACUGUGGAAGCCUUUGAUAGCGAGGGAUACCUGCUAAGUGGCGAUGAGGGAUUUCAAAUUAGUCCGGCUGAGCUCGAAGGUCACCUUCUCAAGCAUCCAUUUGUUAAGGAUGUAGGCGUGGUCGGCAAGCCCGAUGAACGCGCUGGAGAGGUCCCCGUAGCAUUCGUCGUAUUGAGUGAUGCUGGUCAAGAGGCAUAUAGAUGGGGAAGUGGUGGGGUGAAGGAAGCCAUCAAGACUCAUGUUCGUGAACACAAGGUUAGCCCUUUCUAAUCUGAAUAUAAAUGGCUCGGCGACGUCAUCUUCCUCGAGACUAUCCCUAAACUUCCCAGUGGGAAAAUAUUGGCUAGAGAGCUCAAGACAAUGUUU
Cantharellus anzutake is the source of this 1547-nucleotide messenger RNA. RefSeq lists its product as uncharacterized. Lineage: Eukaryota; Fungi; Basidiomycota; Agaricomycetes; Cantharellales; Hydnaceae. The record is from RefSeq and is a predicted model, not a curated record. Gene Ontology annotation, molecular function: CoA-ligase activity. The transcript has 8 exons. Bases 57 to 1451 code for a protein of 464 amino acids.